Molecule: messenger RNA, 3987 nt
Organism: Gavia stellata (red-throated loon)
Lineage: Eukaryota; Metazoa; Chordata; Aves; Gaviiformes; Gaviidae
Gene: MEI1
Product: meiotic double-stranded break formation protein 1
Biological process (GO): meiosis I
Source: RefSeq, a predicted model, not a curated record
AUGGCGGCGGGGUGCGGUCGGCUCUCCGGCGGGCACGGGGAGCGCUGGGCCCUGCCGCUCCGCCCGCCGCUCUGCCUCGCCUGCGCUGUGGAGACCCUGGGCGACGGCAGCGCCUCGCUGGUGCGCAAGAAGCACAUCCUUUCGCGUCUCCACGAUGCCCUGGCCCGGCAGGCACUGCCAGUCAUCCAGCUGCUGGCACCAGAUGAGAGGGUCUGCAUUCAUUUGAUAGGAACUCUCUUUGGAAUGUUGCAUACUGUGGAAGACAGUGGUGCCCUGGACCUAUUCGUAGAAGUUCUGGUGCAGCUUGUAGUGGAGCUGAAGUCAGAACAGUACUUAUGCUGCAUUUUGGAUGAAAGCCAAAAAGAGCUGUGCAAAGCAACUACCAUGAGAGGCAGCCUGCCCACAUUCACUCUCUUGGGCAAACUGGCAGAUGCCAUCCCAGGCUUUGCUGAUACACUGGUGGUAGAGCACAGUAAUUUAGUGGAUCAUCUGCUAAUGGGCUUGAUGUACCCAAAUGAAGGUAUAAAGGCUGCUGUCUGCUAUUUGUAUGGCAAGCUGUACUCCUCUCCUACUGGCAUAGAAGGGCUCUCAGCACACUUUGAAGAAAAGCUGUGUGGUCUUUUCUUGAAUACCUUGGGGUGUGCACAGACAAAGGAGCUGCAGGUUAAUUGUUUGGGUUUGCUAAGGGAGCUGCUGAAAUCUGACCAUUUUGUAUCCAUUCUUAUGAAUAAUUCAAAGAGAAAGGAGGAUCGUGAGAACUCUGACUUUUUACAAGGGGAAAAUCCACUGCCACUUGUUCUCAAAAAGCUCUUGUUGACCAGAGAUGAGAUGUUACAGGCAGCAAGUUCUCACUGUGUGGCUGCAGUGCUGGUUCACUCUCCCAGCAGAUAUGCUCCUGCUUUUAUCCAUGCGGAUGUCCCAGAAUUCCUGUUUGAGUGUCUCUCGUGCAACAGUGAAAUUCUCAUCUGGUCAGUGUAUUGCUGCCUGCUCCUCCUAACUGAAGAGCGCCUUUUCUUCUCGAAGUGUCACACAGUCUAUGGCAUUGAAUCUCUGGUGAGGAGUCUCCACGAUGUCCUGCAGCUGAACAAUGUGGAAUUGCACAAACAAGGGCUCCUGCUGUUCACUGAAAUACUGAAACGCACAGCCAGAGUGGCAGGCACAGUUUGGGGCCCAAAGAGGAGAGGCUGCAGGAAGCUGCAAGAGUGCUGUCCUUCCACUUUUCUCCCAGGCCCAGAAGACAUCAUAGUGCACCAUAUUGCAAGUGGGUUUGUGCCUCUUGGGCAACCAGUGGAAAUCAAAUUAUUCACAAACCGAGGUGUAUGUAUAGAAGCCAUUGAUGUUUUGAUGGACACAGUGAACUGCCCAGUGCUGGAGGUGGUAGUGGAGGCUGUGAGAGCUGUGGCAGCUUUCCUGAGGAAGGACCAUCUGAGCUCCCCUCCAGUCCCAUAUGAAGAGCUGCAGAAUCUGCUGGAGGCAGUGCUGAAGCGCUGUGCUGACCUUUCCCCACCACAGAGUAGCAAGAGGCAUGCAGGUGAUCUCCUAUUCUCAGUAUCUCAGAGUCACCCAGCAAACAGAAAUCUCAGCAGAGUUCCUCAGAGACAGGGCCAGUUCUUGCUCAGCACCCUGGAAAGUUUCAGAAAUGCUUGCAGGUUAGCAGUGGAAUUCCAGAGUGACCCCAUGGCCCAGGGGAAUGCUUUCACUGCCCCCAAUUCCGAGAGCAAGGACACACUGAACAACUUCUCUGAGUUCCUGUUGAGGAUUUGUGACAGUCUCUGCAUCCCCAUGGUCAUGAACUACCUGGAAAGGGCUGUGAGCCUGUCAGUGAUGGAGGUUUUCAUCUCAACACUUAACACCCUCUUCACAGUGGUGCCAAACAUGCGGAAUAAGUUCUCCAAAAAGCUGGCAUCCUCCUCCUUCAUCCGACUGACGCUGGAGCUGAAGGCCAGAUUUUGCUCUGUACAAAGUAAUCCUGCUUUGAAUCAGGCCUGUUCCAGCUUCCUCUGCAGCUUGUGCCUGAGCCUUUACUCUGCCACAGAGAAGGAGAGAACUUCUUCUCAGGAGGAGCAAGAGAUGUCUGAGCUUCUGCAGAAGGGUCUGCCUCAAUUGAACUACACCGUUGCUGAAAGCCUUCUCCUCCUGGCUGAAACCCCUGAGCCUUUCUCUUUGGAUCAGUCUCUUUGCAGCCACCAACACUGCUUCAUACUACUCUUAUACUAUGCCUACACCCUUGGGGACAGGUUUGUCCCAGAAGCAGAAUUAUUUUUAGCCAUUAGAAAUUUCCUUCUAUCAGCACAGGACCAUGGAGACUGUCCACCUCCAUACAUACUCAGAGCUGCACUUUACCUCCUUGCUGUCUGUCAGGACAAAGGCAAAGCCCUGGACCCGAGGUCGUUGUGUACCAUAAGGAGGAUCCUGGAUGGUCUUCCAGAUCUGAGCUUGAUCUACGUCCAUUGUCCUCUCCUGCUGAAAUUCUUCCUGCACUAUCCUGAACUUAUGGGGAGAUUUGGACACCAAGUCCUCCAACUCUGGUUUUCCUGGGGAGACUGCAAGCAAACUGAGACUGAAGAAGCUGGUCUUGGCAUAUCUGAUCAGCUGAACAAAACUGACCUGUUACUUCCCAUUCUGAAGAGCAAUUCCAGCAUUUUACUUAUUUUACUGGACCUGGUCUGCUCAAGCUCUGUGGAGGUGGCUUGGAAGGUGUUGAUGACUGUAAGGACCUUCCUGGAAAGAAAUGAGGAUGUCCUUGUCUGUGACCUCCUCCGGAGUCAGUUCCUACAGAUUCUGCAGCAGCUGCUGGUAGAGAGCAGCUCAGCCUCCUUACAAGCUAACUGGAACCUGCCUGUUUUGCUGAGCCUUCUUUUCCUGGUGCAGCUGCGGAGCAAGGGUGUGAGGGAGCUGGACAGCACAGACUUCAAGCUGCUUCACCAGGUCAGUAAUCUCUGUGGGAAAUGCAGGCCGAGGGACACUGACCUUCUGCAGCCAUCCUUGAAUUUUCUGUACUGGAGCCUUCAUCAGACAACACCUUGUAGUCAACAGAGAGCAGUGGCUGUGCUGCUCUCCAACGUGCCCUUGCUAGAGCUCCUGCAGAAGGUUUUGGAGUGCACCUGGUUGCGGUCCCCUCCGUCUGAACCUGCUUACCUAUCAUCUGACGAUGCCUUGCUGUGCUCUGGAUGGCUGUUGGUUGCAUCCCUCUUACUUUAUCAGCAUCGCUACAAUACUGAGGUUCACCAGACACUCUCUCUAGACCUAACGGAAGUCGUGAAUGCAGUCAUCUUCAGGAAAAAGAAGCCAAUCCUGCUGUUAGUGAGCAUUGUGCAGUUCCUGAGAGCUGUCCUGCGCCAGAACUUCUCCUCCUCUCUGCUGGUGAUCGUUGGCCAAAACACAGCCCAAGGUGCUACGCAACCACAGCCAUCAUCACUGCAGGAUGCUGCCUUGCACCCCCUUACUGCGCGGCAGGUCUUCUCGCUUGUUGUCAGUCUGCAGAACCUUUUGGUGCAUGUCCAGUUGCAGAAAGACUUGCUGCUCUCUCAAGCCAUAGUAGCCUGCCUGGAAACCUUAGUGGAAUACCUGUAUGUGAAGAACCAGGAUGUUGCUCUACAUGCUGCUUCACAGCCCUGGCACCGAUUCCUGCUCUUCACACUACUCAAUGGGGGCCGGAAGUCCUUUCUGCAGCCAGAAGUUCUCAGGCUGAUGACUUUGUUUCUGAGAUAUCAGAGCAGCGAUAUUAUUUCUCAAAAAGAAAUUAGCCAGAUUGUCCAGGAGGCAGCAGAAGCCAACUUAGCAGAGCUGCCUGAGGCCACAUCUCGUGCUCUUCACCUUUUCCUUUGUCAGAUUCAGAGCAGUCAUUGCCAGGUGGAGCCAGUGCAGUCAGGGACCAUUCAGACCUUGCUGGAGCGCCUCCUGGGACAGAGGAGCACUUGUGUGAAACAUCAGGACAUUGUAUGUCUGGGCAGUGUGGCAGUGUCCCUCUCACACAUUGGAGACUGA